This is a messenger RNA of Cuscuta europaea, 618 nucleotides long. NCBI's taxonomy places the organism in Eukaryota, Viridiplantae, Streptophyta, Magnoliopsida, Solanales, Convolvulaceae. The record is from the annotation of a GenBank genome assembly.
GAAAAAGAAAGUGACCAACAAGGCACACGUUGAAGCUUCAAUUUGUCAAGCAUAUCUUCAACAAGAAAUCUCAACGUUCUCAUCUUUUUAUUUUGAGCGUGAAGUCAUCACUAGAAGAAAGAGACAUGCCCGAAACGAUGACAUUGGCGAGGAUUUUUAUGAAAAUGUAGUUUCCAUUUUCAAUUACCCAGGUAGAGGUAAAGGAGCUUGGACAAACCGAUACAUCGUGGGAAAAGAAUUACAAAUUGCGCAUACUUAUAUGCUCAUUAAUUGUCCAGAAAUCUUAUCGUUUUAUCAUGAAUUUAGAACGGAGUACUCAGCAUUCCCUGACAAUGAAAUUGAUGCAUUGGUGGACUCUCAUUUUAUACCGUGGUACAAGCAUCAGAUCAAUAACCGUGGGAUUGUGGACCCUUUGUUAGUAUCAUUAUCGUGGGGCCCUGGUGCCUACGCCAAAGUUUGGCGGUCAUAUGUGAUAAACGGUUACACCUAUCACACAGUCGCUUACGGACAGGGCUGACCAACAGUGAACAGCGGGUUAUGUGUCCCAACAAUCGGUUAUGAUAACUCGGAAACCAAUUUUUUUGGUGUCUUGCACGAGAUUCUCAAACUGGAAAUGCC